AUGGCGACCAUCUUCCACAAUGCUCGAAUUUUCCAAUCCCGGCUUCUGAACGGCACCGACCACACCUUUGCCGAGUGCAUGAUUGUCGACCAUGCAACAGGAACCAUCGCCCACGUUGGUAGCAAAUCCGAUGCUGAAGUCGCCAAGGCCGCCGAAGCCGGAGCUACGCCAACCGAUUUGGGAAACAAGGUCAUCUUACCCGCGUUCAUGGACAGCCACAUGCACCUCCUGCUCCUAGGUCUGGCCCUCAAAAAGCUAAGCCUAGAGCCCUGCGAGAACCUUGACGAUAUCCGAAGAGAGAUCAAACGCUACGCUGAAGACCGUCCCGAGCUCCCCAGGAUACUGUGCCGUGGAUGGAUGCAAUCGACGACAAACGGCCUGGCUUUAUCCAGUAUGCUGGAAGGGCUCGAUUCAAAAGGACGGCCGAUCUUCAUUGACUCCAAGGAUCUGCAUUCAACGUGGUGCAACGACGCUGCCAUAGCAGAGAUGGGAGCACAUGACCUUCCGGACCCGGUCGGGGGGACAAUCCAUCGUGACGAGCACGGAGUACCGUCUGGUUUGUUCAGUGAAGGCGCUGCGAUCGGACUGGUCUGGCCACACGUGUCCCGCGUCAUCGGCGUCAACGAGAGGGCGGAAGCUCUUCAAGCCGCACUCAACGCUUACACCGCUGCUGGCUACACUGGCGUGGUGGACAUGGCGAUGGACGAGAGAGUUUGGGAGGCGUUGGAAUUGCUGCAGGAGGGACAAAACCUGCCCAUCCGGAUCGCCGCGCACUGGCUCAUCCUCCCCAAGAGCACCGACGCAGAGAACCUGGCGCAGGUGGACCGCGCAAUCGAGCUGCACGCGAAAUGCAACGCCCAAACGAGCGCGGGGCUCCGCAUCGCCGGCAUCAAAGUUGUCUGCGACGGUGUAGUGGACGGCUGCACCGCCACAUUGUCCGAGCCCUACUCCUCAACCGGCACCAGCGCCGACCCGCUCUGGAGCGUUGAAAUGCUCGGCCCGGUGAUCAGGAAAGCAGACGCCGCAGGCCUGCAAUGCGCACUCCACGCGAUCGGCGACCUCGCCGUCAAGAACGCCAUCGACACCCUCGAGCAAAACGUCACGCCGCACCACCGUCACCGCAUCGAGCACCUGGAGCUCACGUCUGAAGAGGACGCGCAGAGACUUGGAAAGCUGGGUAUCACCGCUUCAAUCCAGCCCGUGCAUGCCGAUCCGGCGAUCUUCCGCGCGUGGCCACGCUUGCUGGGCGAGCAUCGCUGCAAGCGCGCGUUUGCGUACAGAGAGUUUUUGGAUGGCGGGGCAACGCUGGCGAUUGGCACUGAUUCACCGACUGCGCCAUAUCUGCCGCUGCCGAACCUUUAUACUGCAACCACGAGGCUUAGUGCCAGAGAGCCUGCGUCUGAGGAGAAGGUGAAUGAGUGCUUCGCUCUGGAGCUUGCUAGUGCGGUGUGCGGUGCUACGUCUGGAGCGGCGUACAGCUGCUUUGCGGACGAGUGGACAGGCCAGAUCAAGAAGGGCCUUAAGGCGGAUUUUGUGGUGCUGGAUAUGGAGUGGUCUGCUAAGAAGUUGCUGGAGGCGAGGGUGCAGCAGACGUGGUUUGAGGGACGAAAGGUCUUUGACGCCAAAGGCAUCGCAUAG
This is a messenger RNA of Aplosporella prunicola CBS 121167, 1638 nucleotides long. RefSeq lists its product as uncharacterized. The record is from RefSeq and is a predicted model, not a curated record. Gene Ontology annotation, molecular function: hydrolase activity, acting on carbon-nitrogen (but not peptide) bonds. Bases 1 to 1638 code for a protein of 545 amino acids. NCBI's taxonomy places the organism in Eukaryota, Fungi, Ascomycota, Dothideomycetes, Botryosphaeriales, Aplosporellaceae. The transcript has a single exon.